This is a messenger RNA of Gryllus bimaculatus (two-spotted cricket), 3201 nucleotides long. The record is from the annotation of a GenBank genome assembly. Lineage: Eukaryota; Metazoa; Arthropoda; Insecta; Orthoptera; Gryllidae.
CCAGUGAUCCAGCUGUGGAGGCCGCGAUGGACGGCAGAAACCCCCGCGAGGUGUUCUAAGCGACAAAUGUGAGCGUUUUCUGAACCGGGCGCCCGAUUCCGCUCCGAGUGGCCAGCAGACAUCGUUCCGUGAGUGAAGCCCGCGCCGUUGGAAACUUCCGACGAGAUGGCAGGUGGCCAAGAUCCAAAAUGGCAGAAAGAUGCGGCGGAUCAAAACUUCGAUUAUAUGUUCAAAUUGCUCAUCAUCGGCAACAGCAGCGUGGGCAAGACUUCAUUCCUCUUCCGGUACGCAGACGAUUCCUUCACAUCUGCCUUCGUCUCCACCGUAGGCAUAGACUUCAAGGUGAAAACCGUAUUUCGGCACGACAAAAGAGUAAAACUACAGAUUUGGGAUACUGCUGGUCAAGAGAGGUACAGAACAAUCACAACAGCUUACUACAGAGGAGCAAUGGGCUUUAUCCUCAUGUAUGAUAUUACCAAUGAAGAGUCUUUUAAUAGUGUGCAAGACUGGGUUACCCAGAUAAAAACAUAUUCUUGGGACAAUGCGCAAGUCAUAUUAGUUGGUAACAAGUGUGACAUGGAAGAUGAACGAGUGAUCAGCUAUGAAAGAGGGAAGCAAUUGGCUGAGCAAUUGGGAAUCGAGUUUUUUGAAACAUCAGCAAAGGAAAAUGUAAAUGUGAAGACGGUAUUCGAGAGGUUAGUGGACAUCAUCUGUGACAAGAUGUCGGAGAGUUUGGACUCUGAUCCAAAUCUUAUGAAUGCAGGAUCCAAAGGAACGCGGUUGACAGAACAACCAACAGGACCGCAAAAUGGAAGUUGCAACUGCUAACCAUAUAUUUUUGCAGUUUUCUUCUUCAUACCAGUGUCCCUGGCAUUCAACAGAAUAAAACUACUAAUGUAAAAAGAUGAGAACAACAAAUAUCAUAGAAUUCUCCAUAAAAAAAACUAGAAAUUUUAAAAAAUUGAAAUGCCAAAAUGCUAAGUACACAAUUUUCAGCACAUGGUAUUAAUAAAAAUCUAUGACAGUAUGCAAGUGAAAGGAAUGAGAACGCUGGCACAUUGGACAGGAUAUUAAAAAUAACAGAACAGUGCAGACUGUUUAUAAGUUAAAGAAUCUGUGUAUAUGUAUGUAUGUUUAAUUUGUAGUUUUGAAAGUGAAUCUAUUCUAUUCUUUUAAGUGUAAGUUUCAGUGACAUUAUUUUUCUACACACUAUUAUGAAUAUGCUUCUCAAACUUAAAUUUCAAACUAUAUAAAACUACAAAGCAGAAGACUAUUUCAGGGAAAUGUUUGUGGUGAAUAAUAAACUGUGGCAUGGCUUGUACAUGAAAUCACAAGUAUCUAAAAACAUUUCUUUUUUGCUGGUUCUGUCGUGAAUCAUUAAUGUUCUUUUUCCGUUUUAAAAACGUCGUUGAAGGGAGGCCAACUGCACUGGCAUCAGGAAAAAUGAAAUUAAGAAAAUUAUGUAAAAUGUUCUCAGGCAUGGAAUUUACUCAUUCCACAUUCCAUGUUUCAAAAAAGCUUACCAUUCAUGCUAUGAUAGGUAAUGCUGUUAAUUUUCAGUCAAUUUUACAUGUAUUCAUCACACAAAGUGCUUGCAAUGAAUUGGCCUGUGAGGCAUUUUAGAUUACAUAAAUGUUUCACAUUAGGAAGGAUCAUUUGUUUCCAGUAUCAAAGGUACAUCAGCAAGACAAAAAUGCCUACUUAUAAUAGAAUCAAUGACAGGGUAUAAACUGUUUGAUAUUACACCAGCCAUGAUGAAAAGCUUGAAUGAAAAUUGAUUGGCAUACAUGUAAUUGUUGAAAAAAAAUACUACAAGUAAGUCAAUAUCACCCAAGCAUGAUGUUAAAUCAGUGAUAGUCUCUUAAUCAGAAUUAUUACUUCACAAUUAUUAUGUUUUUUUCUACUUGUAAAUACUUUAGUUAUCUUGAACUAUAAAAAAGUUUUUAAUGACCUGCACUGACAUAAGAUGAUUAAGUUUGCUCUCUGUGUGAAUUAAUAUUAGUUUUAUUUCAUUUACGACACAACAUAAAUCCAAAUUUGAAAACCAUAAAAUGGACCAACUUCUGCCAUCUCACUUGUAAAUAUCUGUCAGAAGUGUAACACAGUUCUAAUUGCAAAUGUGAGAUAAUCUUCAAGAGAAAUUAAUUAUAUCCAGAAUACCAAGAAGAGUGAUGUAGAUGUAUAUUGUGUAUAACAAUGUUUGUCAAUAAACAUGUCAGUAGCCUUGUAUAACUAACUGCAGAAAGCAUUGCAGAUUAAGAGUAAUAACAUUAAGGAGUAUUGAUAAAAUCAUUAAAAACAAGUAAAAACAACUAGUCAAGAAUGUUUUAACAUAUAUUAAUAUAUAAAUAUACUAAGAAUUGUUUCAUGAUUGUGAAUUGUACAUAGAGAAAUGUAAGCAAUUAGUACUUAAUUUGUUGAUACAUAUAUAUGAAUCUUUGAACAAAUUGUCUAUUCUUCUGGAAGUACAUCACUGGUGGCUACAAGAUCUAUUUGAUCUCGAUUCUCUCAUUAAAAUUAUCAAUAUGUUUGAUGAUAUGUGCGGUGUUGCAAUAUAAAUCAAAUCCAGGAUGACAAAAACAAAAGCAACAAUCUACUCAAUGGCCUCAUAACUAUAUACUACCUAGGGAAAUGUAAGUCAAUUGUUUAGUAAUAGAAAUUAAUUGUAUCACUCCACACUGUGGACACAUUUGUCUGUUAGUAAAAACUGUAACUGUCUUGACAUUGUGGUAUCAACUGCUGUAUUUCUAUGGUUGUCACAUUGUUUGUCAUGGUUUCUAUUGUUCCUUCACAAUAUCACAUCCUACAAAUGCAGUAAACUCUCUACUACAUGUUAAUAAUUUUCAAAAACUGCUGGAAUUUAUAAAGAUAAUGUGCCAAGGUCUUUGCAAUUCACAAAUAACCAAAACUAAAAAUGUAUUUUUAAGUGUACCACAUCAAAAUCAAAUAAGAAAACUUAUCUGAUGAAUUGUAUCACAACACGCUUACUGAUAGGAGUAUUAUUUAAUUACACCUUUAAUGACAAAAUAUAUUUUAAGUAUAAUGUGAAACAGAGAAAGAAUUCUAUAUCAGCAAUAAUAUGGUUGUUUUAAUUAUUUCACAACAUUGUAACUUUUUUAAAUUAAUUUAUUAUAUAUUAAAUGUAAAAGUUAUCAUCAAUAUUGCUGCACUUAUAAUUGGUUGUACAGAACAGCAAAAAAA